Molecule: messenger RNA, 861 nt
Organism: Lotus japonicus
Lineage: Eukaryota; Viridiplantae; Streptophyta; Magnoliopsida; Fabales; Fabaceae
Product: temperature-induced lipocalin-1-like
Exons: 2
Coding region: 119-673 (184 amino acids)
Source: RefSeq, a predicted model, not a curated record
CCAUUUCCACCUCACCCAAACAAGCUUUUCAACCUUAUAUAUACACACUUUGAAACCUUAUCAUCAUCAAAGCCAAAACUCACAACACCAAGAAAAGUAAACCAACCACACCACAAAAAUGGCAAAAGAAGAGAUGCAAGUUGUGAAGGGUUUGGACCUAGAAAGGUACAUGGGACGGUGGUACGAGAUAGCUUGUUUCCCAUCAAGGGAUCAGCCUAAGGAUGGUGUGAACACAAGGGCCACCUAUGCUCUCAACGAUGAUGGAACUGUGAACGUGCUCAAUGAGACUUGGAGUGGUGGCAAGAGAAGCUACAUCCAGGGAAGUGCUUAUAAGGCUGAACCAAACACUGAUGAGGCCAAAUUCAAGGUCAAGUUCUUUGUUCCUCCAUUCUUGCCCAUCAUACCCGUUGUUGGAGAUUACUGGGUUUUGUAUAUUGAUCAGGAUUAUCAGUAUGCUUUGAUUGGCCAGGGAAGCAGGAAAAGUCUUUGGAUAUUAUGCAGGAACACUCAUCUGGAUGAUGAGAUUUACAAUGAGCUGGUUGAAAAGGCCAAGAAUGUGGGAUAUGAUGUGAGCAAACUCCACAAGACACCACAGAGUGAUCCUCCACCAGAGGAAGAAGGACCCCAGGACACCAAGGGCAUUUGGUGGAUCAAAUCCAUUUUUGGGAAAUAGGUCUUGGGAUACAUAAUUUAUUAGGUUGAACAAGUAUUUCAUUUCAUGUUAUGAAUAGGUAGUUCUUCUCUAAGGAUGUGUUGGCCUUGUUGAGUAUAUGUUCUUAAGUGUUCAAUAAUGAAAGGUUGUAUAAGUGCUAAAUUCACUGUGCCUCAGGUUUUUAGUUCAUAUAAUUUUUGUUUUCAUUA